AUGGCUAAUCAAAGGAGUAAUGAAGCGGCCAUAAAGAAUUUAGAAAAUCAAGUGGGUCAACUUGCAAAGCAAUUGUCUGAGCAACAACCGGGAGCAUCCUUUUCCGCCAACACUCAAACCAAUCCAAAGGAGCAUUGCAAAGCCAUUGUUACAAGAAGUGGGAAGGAGGUGAAUAGUGGCGUAAAUGAAGAGGUUAUAGUGGAAGAUGAGGAGGAAAUAAUAGUUGAAGAUGAAGAGGAGGAAGUGACAGUUGAAAAUGAGGGAGAAAAGAGUGAGGAGAAGAUAGAGGAAGAAUUAGUUGAAAAAGAGCGGAAAGAAAAAGAAGAAAGAGAGAAAAAGGACAAAAAAGUGAAGAGGAAUAAAAAGAUAAAUGAGAAUGUGAGCACAAUUCCUCUCCAACAUCUACCUUACCCGCAUGUGCAAUCAAGGAAGGAAGACGCAAGGCGCUACGCUCGAUUUAUGGAUGUAUUUAAACAACUUCACAUAAAUAUUCCAUUUUCCAAAGCAUUGGAGCAAAUGCCCAAGUAUGCUAAAUUCAUGAAGAAGAUGCUCACAAAGAAAAAGAAGUACACGAAUGAAGAGACGGUUGUGCUUGAUGCUCAUUGUAGUGCAAUUAUUCAAAAAACUCCCCCAAGAAAGGAAGCCGAUCCGGGACGAGUCAUUUUACCGAUCACCAUUGAAGGUAACUACAUUAGUAAUGGUUUGGUUGAUUUGGGGUCUAGCAUCAAUUUAAUACCUUUAUCCGUUGUCAAGAGAUUGGGGAAAAUUGAGAUGAAACACACCAGGAUAACUUUGCAACUAGCCGAUAAGUCUAUCAUUUCACCAUAUGGAGUUGUACAAGACAUGCUGGUCAAGGUGGACAAAUUUUUGUUCCCGGUUGAUUUUGUGGUAGUCGACAUGGAGGAGGAUCGUGAUGUGCCAUUAAUACUUGGAAGACCAUUCAUGAAGACCACCCGAAUGAUGAUUGAUAUCGAUGAUGGGAUUAUGAAAGUGAGGGUGCAAGAUAAAGAGGUAAAUUUUACUCUUUUUGAGUCUAUGAAGCCUCCUAAGGAUGAACAUGACAACUUCCGAAUCGAUGAUGAAAAAGGAGAAAUCAUUGAGGUAGAGAAUCAAUUUCACAAGGACAAGGCAAAUCAUGAGGUAAAGACUCAUCACAAAAACUUUAAAGUUGGACAAAUGGUGCUUGUGUGCAAUUCAAGACUCAAGGUGUUUCCUAGCAAGUUAAAGUCAAAGUGGUCGGGGCCACUUGUUGUGAAAGAGGUGCGAAAUUAUGGAUCCAUUGUGGUGGAGGACCCUAAAACACAAGAAAGCUGGACUGUAAAGGAACGAAGACUCAAAGUCUACCACGAUGGAUAA
Molecule: messenger RNA, 1356 nt
Organism: Vicia villosa (hairy vetch)
Lineage: Eukaryota; Viridiplantae; Streptophyta; Magnoliopsida; Fabales; Fabaceae
Exons: 1
Coding region: 1-1356 (451 amino acids)
Source: RefSeq, a predicted model, not a curated record